Prionailurus viverrinus (fishing cat) is the source of this 2516-nucleotide messenger RNA. RefSeq names its product transmembrane protein 242 (gene TMEM242). The record is from RefSeq and is a predicted model, not a curated record. The coding region runs from base 32 to 379 and encodes 115 amino acids. Lineage: Eukaryota; Metazoa; Chordata; Mammalia; Carnivora; Felidae. The transcript has 4 exons.
GCGUCGGACGCAAUUGCGGAGGCCUAGAAACAUGGAGGCGGCGGGUGCUGGGGCUGGGCAGCCGUCCUCUCGUCUGGAGGCUCCGGAAUCUACAGACGAUCGGCUUUUCCUGAUUAAAGGUGGAGUUUUCCUUGGUACUGUUGCUGCAGCAGGAAUGGUAGCCGGAUUUGUUACAACAUUAUCAUUGGCUAAAAAGAAAAGCCCUGAAUGGUUCAAUAAGGGAAGUAUGGCCACGGCUGCCUUACCGGAGAGCGGGUCUAUCCUUGCCUUGCGAGCCUUGGGUUGGGGCUCACUUUAUGCGUGGUGUGGGGUUGGUGUGAUCAGCUUCGCAGUCUGGAAAGCUUUAGGAGUACACAGUAUGUUGUGCCAGACAUUUUAGACCUAGCAGAUUACUUAAUCUUCACAAUAAUUAUGAAGCAGGUAGUAAUAUCCCCCAUUUUAUAAAUGAGGAAAUUGGGACUCAGGUUAAGCCAUUUUUCCAAGAUCACACAGCUUAUAAGGUAUUAAUAUCCCCCAUUUUAUAAAUGAGGAAAUUGGGACUCAGAGAGGUUAAGUCAUUUUUCCAAGAUCACACAGCUUAUAAUUGACAGAGUCAAGAUUUGGAUCCAAGUCUGAUAGUCUUUAAAACCUAGAUUUUUUUUCCCCCCAAUGUUACCUCCCUUAGCUAAGAUAGGAAAUCAAGGAGUAGGUGGAAGGGGCCGGGAUGAGGGGAAGGAGGUGGUUAAUUUGGUUUUGAUUAUGAUGUGAUCCACACCCACACAUUCUUAGUAACUUGACAGGUUUUACUGGGUAUCUUCACUGUGGGUCUCAUCUCCCAACAUUGUAAUUAACAUCAGUCUGGUAUAGGACCGGCCAUUUUCUCAUAAAAAGGAAGACCUCCUUUUAGCCUUCAUCUGCAGUAGAAAAGUCUUUAGGAUAUAAUGGUAAAGCAGUAUUCAUAUGUAUAUAUAAUAUGAGAGCAAUUAUUGAAAACAAGUGGAAAAAACUGAGAGAAAAUACGUCUGGCAGAAAUUUGAAGUUUUUGGGGUGCCUGGGUGGCUUGGUCCGUUAAGCCUCUGACUUUGGCUCAGGUCAUGACCUCACUAUUCGUGAGUUCGAGCUUCGCAUCAGGGUCUGCCAAGACAGUGCAGAGCCUGCUUCACAUCCCCUGUCCCCAUCUCUCUCUGCCUCUCAACUUGCACUCCCUCAAAAAUAAAUAUACAUUAAAAACAUUUUUUUAAAAAGAAAUAAUGUGGGUGAAAUAUAGGUGUGGGGGUGAAUUUUUAUUUUACUUUUCUGUGUUUCUUAAAUGUGUAUUUUCACAAUAGAACCCUUUUGAAACAAUAGUGCUAGAUUUUAUUUUUAUUAAUUUAUGCUAAAAAUGAAGCACAGCUGCCUAGGAGUUCACAAAACCCCUUCAACUAUGUAUGAAAUCUACUUGGGGGCAUGAAAUACUUAAUUAAGCUUUUAGUUUCUAUAAAAAUGAUGGUCUGUUAGCACUUUAUAUUGACUUCAUGGAAAUGAUUGGUGAUGUUUCCAGAACUUAGUAAUGUAGGUCAUAAACUGAGUAAUAAAGUUUUAAGAUAUUUGAAAAUAUGAAUAGUCUUUAAAUUAGAAGAGUCAUAAUAAAUCAAUCCAAAUUUCCAUAGACCAACAAAACUAAGUUAUUUAAGUUAAGUUAAAUGCUCAAGAACUUGGGUUUUAUGGGCUUUAUGGUGCUAUUCUAGCUUCUAGAAUGUGAGCUUCUUUGUUUUAUGGCACCAAUAGGAGGAUUAUUGCCUAGAUAAAAUAGUUGAGCAAGAAAAAUUAUUUUCUGAUUGGCACUACUGAAUACAAUGAUACUUGGAAUCUUUUUAUAUAUUCAUGUCUUUAACUAAAAAGUGGGAAUAUAAAUCUACUCUUUCCCUACCUGUAGUUCAUUAGGAAUAUCAGUUUGAUCUCCACAUCUGAGAAGUCUCCCAGAAAAAUGAUUCACUGACAGCUUUUCAAGAGCACACCUUUUAAUAGCAGUAGUGUUUGUUAAUUUGUUCAUUCAAAAGACAUUUGUGGGCCUACCCUGAUCCAGGCACUGUGCCAAGACAGGACUCCCCAGUAGACCGUUAUUAUGGAAGACUUAGUUUUUAAGACUCUCUAAGCAAAUUCUUAUUAUAUGACCCACUCUGAAGCUUGUGGAAAGCAAUAUGUAUAUUUCAGUUCUGCAUCUAGAGAGUUUUGAUGAUAAUUGUGAGGUUGCCCUGAGUCCAGUGUGGAACUUUUAUCACUAUUUACUGCCUCACAUUUGGAAAUGUCAUCUUUCUCUGACUAAAAACAGUCUCAGAAAAUGCUGAACAGAAAUGGCCCAAGUGUGUGUACUCAAUAAAUAGUUGAUAUGACCAUUCUAGAUAAAUUCAGGUAAAUCAAAAUCAAUUCCAGUGUCAAAUAAUUGUUGGUAGCUACCCUGGACUGUAUUAAAUUGCCAAUAUAAACCCAGUUUAAAAAAAAAAAAAAAAAGGGUGCCAUCUAAUGGCUGAAGGAGAGCGGUUUACAUUCCCUGUUUU